AUGAAAUGAAUUGUACACGAAUCACAUUAAACGCUAUAAAUAUAGAACCGAUCGUAUUCUUGUUACACAUUCGUCUAUCAUCUGUAACUGUCAAACUUCUGUCUCACUAGCGAGCGAUCCUGUUUCGAAUUUUGAGAAGACGAAAUCAAAAGUACAAUGAAUAUGAUAACUGUAAUCUUCUACGUAGCUGUAGUGGUAUGUCUGGCAAAUGGUGCUGCCAUACAAUUGGAACCAAAGAUAAGUAGAGGUGCUAGUACUUAUGAAAGAGUUCUUGUAGAGAAACUGAUGGAACAGCUUCUGGUUGAUCGAAUGCUCGAGAAUAAUGACAUCGAACCUCAGAAUGAAAUACUGGUUAAUGAAGUUGCUGAAAAUCGUGAGUUGGAAGAUCUUAAAGUUAUGAAAUGUUCUUGGAAUCAGAAUAUAGGGGAAUGCUGUUCUGGUCUGUUUAGCCUCCCUAAGUUUUGUAUUCGAAUGGGAAUUUUCGACGACGAAAUGCAAUUCUCCUUAAGAGUAGGUAGUGCUGAGAUUCUGAAGAAAACUUACCGAGGAGCAAUUACCAAAACUUUCAGUUUUGAUGUUGGAAUUGCUAAAAUCUCAUUUACAUUGGCAGUGGAGAAUUUAAGCACCCAAAAUUUUAAAGCGUGCUUCCGUAUAAACUACAAUGUUAUAUUUUUCCGUUUCUCAAAUAAUCUCGGCUGUAUCAACAAACAUUUUCUGCCCAAUGAAAUGAGCCCGCUCAAAAGUAUAGAAGAUUGGGAUACAAAUGAUAAAAUUUCUUUUGGUACACAAGAUUUUGAAGUUGACGAGCCUAACAGAGUUGAGUCCCCUGGCGAAAAAACGGAAAUGAAAAUUCGCAAAAUUGGCCGAGAGAAUCCGAGAAGAGGAGAGUGAAAUGAAAGACUGUAGUUACGUUCGUUCGUAUACGGUUUGAAAUAAAAAUAUGAAAAGCUUAAUAUGAAAUAAUAAUAAAAUCAUCAUCUAGAUAUCUAACAGUAAAUACUGUUAACACAUAUAAAAAAAAACAUAUAAAUUUAGCUAAUGAUAUCUGUGACUUUUUGGAAACUAAUUUGUCUGCAAUAAAUAUUUCAUUAAUUUA
This is a messenger RNA of Octopus sinensis (East Asian common octopus), 1096 nucleotides long. RefSeq lists its product as uncharacterized. NCBI's taxonomy places the organism in Eukaryota, Metazoa, Mollusca, Cephalopoda, Octopoda, Octopodidae. Bases 157 to 891 code for a protein of 244 amino acids. The record is from RefSeq and is a predicted model, not a curated record. The transcript has 4 exons.